Molecule: messenger RNA, 966 nt
Organism: Akanthomyces muscarius
Lineage: Eukaryota; Fungi; Ascomycota; Sordariomycetes; Hypocreales; Cordycipitaceae
Exons: 2
Coding region: 1-966 (321 amino acids)
Biological process (GO): peptidyl-hypusine biosynthetic process
Molecular function (GO): deoxyhypusine monooxygenase activity
Source: RefSeq, a predicted model, not a curated record
AUGGCGACGAUCACCGUGGAAGCGCUCCGCGAGAGCCUGGUAUCGGAGGCCACUCCACUGCCCCUGCGCUUCCGCGCCCUUUUCUCCCUGAAGCACCUGGCUGUCACGGACAAGAGCGCUGCGGGCCCCGCCAUCGAGAGCAUCGCGGCUGCUUUUGCGUCGCCUUCUGCCCUUCUGAAGCACGAACUCGCCUACUGCCUGGGCCAGACGGCCAACGAUGCCGCUGUACCGCCCCUACGCGGAGUUCUGUGCGACCUACAGGAAGAUCCUAUGGUGCGUCACGAGGCCGCUGAAGCGCUCGGUGCCCUGGGCCACGCCGAGAGCUUGGAGCUGCUGAAGCAGUUCCGUGAUCGCGAGGGCGAGGAUAUUUCCGUGGUGGAGACUUGCGAAAUAGCAAUUGACCGAAUCGAGUGGUCCAGCUCUCAGAAUAGACAACAGGAAAAGCUCAAGCCAAGUGACUUUGCCUCCAUCGAUCCUGCACCCCCGGCCGCCGAAACCGAACAAAACGUGGAGGAGCUUGGAAAGCAACUUAUGGAUGAGAAGCUCCCUCUCUUCCUACGAUACCGCGCCAUGUUUUCUCUGCGUGAUCUGGCGUCGCCGCCUGACCUGCCGACCGCCGUACCUGCCGUCCUCGCGCUUGCCAAAGGCCUCGCUGACCCCUCUGCGCUCUUCCGCCACGAGAUCGCGUUUGUGUUUGGCCAGCUCUCACACCCUGCUUCGAUCCCGGCCCUGACAGAGGCACUCAGCAAUGUCAACGAGGCAAGCAUGGUGCGACACGAGGCCGCGGAGGCUCUCGGUAGCCUUGGCGAAGAGCCGGGGGUCGAGGAUAUUCUAAGGCCCUUUCUCCAUGACAAGGAAAAGGUGGUGCGUGAGAGUAUAAUUGUCGCGCUCGACAUGGUCGACUAUGAACAGAGCGGGGAGGCUGAAUAUGCACUGAUCCCAGAGGUCGCUGGUGCUUCGGCCUAA